AUGGCUUCUAAUCAUUUAUGCAAUGAUGGGACCACCUACCAAAGAGUGUUUGAAGUGUAUUCUCGCGGGUUUUUUGAGCAACAAAGAAAUUGGAUUGCCAACAUAUUGGUACCAAGGUUUGUGGAUAAAUUGGGCCUAAAGUCUAACAGCUCCAACUUGCGUGUCCUAGCUGUGGGUUCAGGCGUGGGCAGUGCUGAUAUACGCCUUCUGGAUGAAUUAUUUAGUGGAGCCAAAGAUUUUAUGAGUGAGCGAAAGAUCCAAUGGAUUGUGGUUGAACCUGAUGGAAUUGCAAUGAAAACAUUCAAAGACAUAAUCAGCAAAAGAUCAGAAGAUUUCAAAAACAUUGAAUUUGUGUGGAUCAAUAAAAGGUUCGAAGAAUAUAUAGAUGGCAUACAAACAGCGGAUGAACAGUUUGACUUCAUUCACUUUUUCAAUGUCUUGUAUUAUAUGGACCAAGACGUUGUGCUGAAGAAAGCGUAUGAAAGGCUUUUGCAGAAACAGGGGAUGCUCCUUUGUGUUGUUGGAUCUCAAGGAGAUAUAUGGAAAAAUAUGAUUGAGGCAUUUCAAUUUAAAAUAGAUUUGUCUCAUUUCCAGCAACCUACAAAUGUUGAUUUAUGUAAAAUUGCCGAGACAUAUUCAUGGGAUUAUGAGAUGUUUGACGGGAAAUUAGAUUUGGAAAUAACGCAAAUGUUUAUAGAAAACAACCCUGUUGGAAAAGCAAUGUUGCAGUUCUUCUUGCAAACAACAAAUGAUCCCAAAGAAUUGCUCGGAGAAGAACUGUAUGCAGAGUUGAUAAACUUCUUCAAAUCUCAGAGCUGGGAAGUAGUUAACAACGGAUCAAACAUAUUUUUUGUAAAGUGUGACGAAGGGAUUUUGCUUAUAUAUAAGUAA
Messenger RNA from Rhopilema esculentum, 891 nucleotides. RefSeq names its product histamine N-methyltransferase-like. The record is from RefSeq and is a predicted model, not a curated record. NCBI's taxonomy places the organism in Eukaryota, Metazoa, Cnidaria, Scyphozoa, Rhizostomeae, Rhizostomatidae.